AUGCUUAAAAAGUUCUAUAUAUGUGUGAUAUUUGUCAUGCAAAUAAUCAUGGCUGAAUGUCAACAAUUAUACGGUUAUACAAGUACAGACUGUACAAGGCCACCGUCAUUCGAUAUCGAUAUAGGCACAGACAAUUGUUACUCAUUUGAUACAUUUAAUAUAGGUUCGUUUAGUUAUGACAAUGGAGGCAAGGAUGAUUUUUUCUUGACGCAGUGGGACGGCAGUGGUUGUGAAAUGUCUGCGGGUUUUCUUCAUUGGCAAGCAAGAUGUAUAACGGUAAAUGGAAACCUGGAUGUGUCGUUUGCGGCUGUAAAUUCAACUGGUAUAUUAGAAUUGAUUGGUCUAAGAGUUGCAGCAAUAAGUAAAACCACAGAAAUAAUCGCUAGGAACUGCCUGUGCAGCAAAUACUAA
Messenger RNA from Debaryomyces hansenii CBS767, 411 nucleotides. Its product is annotated as DEHA2C14476p. NCBI's taxonomy places the organism in Eukaryota, Fungi, Ascomycota, Pichiomycetes, Serinales, Debaryomycetaceae. The coding region runs from base 1 to 411 and encodes 136 amino acids. The record is from RefSeq and is a predicted model, not a curated record. The transcript has a single exon.